Molecule: messenger RNA, 1528 nt
Organism: Olea europaea var. sylvestris
Lineage: Eukaryota; Viridiplantae; Streptophyta; Magnoliopsida; Lamiales; Oleaceae
Product: ABSCISIC ACID-INSENSITIVE 5-like protein 3
Exons: 3
Coding region: 403-1305 (300 amino acids)
Biological process (GO): positive regulation of DNA-templated transcription
Cellular component (GO): nucleus
Molecular function (GO): DNA-binding transcription factor activity
Source: RefSeq, a predicted model, not a curated record
UAUUCACCGAUGAAAAGCAAUUAAAAAUCAGGUUGACGAAAUAUAUAUACACACACUGGGUGCAGUCUGCAUGGAGACUAAAAUGUCACUCUAAGAAGUCUCUCUCUCUAUAAGAUUCUUCUAAUUCUUCAAGUUAAUUUGCUUCUCCUCUUCUUUUUCCAUUUCUGAGUUCCUCCAUGCAGUUUCUUGGGUUUAAUCUGGUUUCAAUUUGCACGUUUUCUUGAUUAGUAGUGAUUCACGUGUUCUUGAAUUUGAUGGGUUUUGUUUUUUAUAUUUCCUUUAAAGCAUGAAGUUGAAUGUGUUUUUUUCUUUCCAUCUUUUGAGUUUAGAAGGUUAUUUGUUUGUUCUUUGAUUAAAGGGAUUUUGGGAUAAAAUUCUUGGAAAAAGUUAAUUGAAGUUUGUAUGUUGGUUACUCAAAGAAUGGAAUCCGAGGGUAGUAAUAGCUCUGGUGAAGACGAAACUCACAAUCGGGUCCCCAAAUAUAACCAGAUAUUCGGGCAGGGAUACUUGUUUGAUGUGGUACAUUUGGGUGAUUUAGGAAAAUCCGAGAGUAGCAGCACUAUUCUUGAUGAACUUGCUGAGAAUGUGAUUGCUGCUGAGGCUGAUAAUCAACCAAGGGGGGUUGUUGAUAAUGAGUCCACUGUAAAUCAACCCGCAUUGGACACUUCUUUGAAUCCGGAAUCGAGUCGUGCGGAGGGAGACUUGUAUGAUGUGGUAAAGAACUACUUGGGUGAUUUAGGUAAACCCAAAAAUCUUGAUGAACUUCCUGAGAAUGUGAGAGCUGCUGAGGCUGAGAAGAAAACUUUUGAUGAGGAUUGGACAUUCACUCUUGGGAAGAUGAUAAGUUCGAGCUCGACUUUACGAGGGGUCGGUCAUAUGGCAUUUCCGCGGCAAAAUCAGUGGAUGCAAUAUCAAAUUCCAACCAUUCCACAACAGCAACAAGACAUGCUGCCGGUUUUUAUGCCUGGCCAUCCGGUUCAACAGCCUGUUCCUGGUGCUGAAAAUAGGAUGAUAGAUACAAUGAUGGCUUCCUUUUUGAUGGGAAGUGCAUCGGACACACAGAACCAGGAAUCUUCCGCAAGGGCGCGAGCAAGGAGGCAGCAGAGGAUGACCGUGAUUAAGGAAGCAAGAUCACGAGCAAGGAAGGAGGCCAACUACCUGCAAGAGCUGGAGAGCAAGCUUUCGCGUCUGAAGUUGGAAACUGAAAAGCUUAAGCGCAUGAAGGAGGCGGAGAAGCUGUUGCCUAGCAAACCAGCAACAGAGCCGACGUAUCAACUUCGCAGAACCAGCUCAUCCCCUAUAUGAGAAUGAUGAAGAUUGACAACUUGUAUUUCAGUCUACAUUUCAUUAGUUAGUGCUAGUUUCCUACACUUUUCCGUAUAGAAUACUCACUCUAAAGUCCAUUGGCUGCGUUCUGCAGUAAAUAUUUUCUCAUAUGUACAUAUUAUGGUCUCAACGUGGAGUUUUAGGACCAAUUUGGUAAUGUUAAUCCUGGAUUGUUAUAAUCAAUGAGACUUAUUUUAGCACA